Messenger RNA from Ostrinia furnacalis (Asian corn borer), 882 nucleotides. RefSeq lists its product as uncharacterized. The record is from RefSeq and is a predicted model, not a curated record. Lineage: Eukaryota; Metazoa; Arthropoda; Insecta; Lepidoptera; Crambidae. Bases 159 to 635 code for a protein of 158 amino acids. The transcript has 3 exons.
UUUAUACUGUUGAAUGUUUUAAUUGGUCUCAGUGCAGUGUGUUGUGGUAUUUAAAAUAUUAGUUUAUUUUAUUUAAGGUUACUUGUUGCAUAACGCCGUCCCCUGAGAUUGGCACGACGCAUUAUUGAGCGAGCAGAGGCAGAGCACAAAAGUCAACAAUGAGGUUUCCAGUGCUGCUACUGUCAGUGGUAUGCUCCAGCAUCGGUCAUCCGAUCGACACAACGCCGACCUACGAUUCAUCUGAAAUAUCAUCCAUACAACGGCAAGUAAACCUGAUCUCAUACAUCCAAAACUUCAAGCAAGUCAUGGCGGAUUACGUCAAAUCUCAAUACAGCAAUUUAUCGAUCAACGAAAUCGAAAAAGUGAAGGCAACUCUAGAAGAUUUCUUAAAGAAUUUCGCCAAAGAUCUAAAAGAAACAAUGGAAGGUGUAAACAAUGAAGAGCCCAUAGACAAGACAAACGACGAACAGUUCGCGGAAAUAAAGCGGAACAUGAUCAGAGAGUUCCCGGAUGUGACGCCAGAGGUUGCUGACAGGAUCGUCCAUAAACUAAAGAAGAAUUUGUAUACUACCCGCAGUAAAUUGGAUGAAAUUAUUAAAGAAUCGGCGCAAGCGCAAGUGGAGAAUUCGAAAUAAAACCUGCAUUGGUGAUUUAAUUUUAAAAAUAGGAAUAAGCACAAUAGGUAAGAUCUUAUUAUUUAACUUAUUAGUGCAUCGAAUGCUGGGGCCACACUAACGGCUAACGUCAAUGUCCAUUAUCGCGUUAAUUAUUACGACUUAGUGUGGUGUGGCCCGAGCAUAAGAAAAAGAAAAAAAAAUCUAACUAGCUAUAAGUAGAGCUGUUAUGUUCACAUGAACUUUUGUAUGAAAAUUAUAUUUAUUU